This is a messenger RNA of Leishmania braziliensis MHOM/BR/75/M2904, 1305 nucleotides long. RefSeq lists its product as hypothetical. The record is from RefSeq and is a predicted model, not a curated record. Bases 1 to 1305 code for a protein of 434 amino acids. NCBI's taxonomy places the organism in Eukaryota, Euglenozoa, Kinetoplastea, Trypanosomatida, Trypanosomatidae. The transcript has a single exon.
AUGCGUGCUCAGAUUGUCGAUCUAACCCGCAAGCUGGACGAGUCGAACGAGCAGCGCGCCCUCCUGGAAGCGUCUCUUGGCAACAGGGAAGCGCUUCCGGAGCUGUACCUUGCACAAUGUCAGGAAUUUAUGUACGCUCAUGCCAUCGCUGCCGCGUCUAUGAUGGUCGACGCCACUUCGCUUUCCCACAACGGUGGCAAACCAGAGCAAUGCAAGGAUGUCUCAACGACGGACUCUGCGAUGACUUCGCCUUCGAGGGACACAGUCAUCGAAAACCUGCAAAAGGCCAUCAAGGAUCAGUCGAACCGACUGAAGGAGGUCCAAUAUGCACUGAAGCGCUCAACGAAUGAGCUGCAGCAGCGCACAGAGGCCCUCCGCCAACAAGACGAGAGCCUCGCCGAGAUGAAGCAUCGCCUCACUGAGUUGGAGACAAGCAACACGUCGCUCAGGCAACAGCUUCUUAAUGCACCCAACACUGACGAGUGGAAGCAGGCGCAGGAGGAUCUAGACCAGCAACUCGAGCGGACUCGGCUAGAGUAUGAAAUUCGUGAAAGUCAGCUUGUCCUCCAGUACAGCGCCGAGCUGCAAGCCCUGAAAGCGUCACACGAGCGGGAGGUGCACGAGAUGCAGCGAGAGCACCGCGAUGCCAUUGCAGAGACGCUUCGCGCUGCACAGGUGAGCAGCGCACAAGCUACCGUGUGUAACAGUGUGCAUCCGCCUGGGGCAAGUGACGUCCCCCACCAUGGCACCCACUCCGGCAAAACCGAUGAUGAUGCCUACUUGAACCUACUGAGCGAUUACAAAGCAAUGGAAAGGCAGUGUGCAACCGCCAUGAAGGAGCGAGGCGCCAUGGUGGCUCAACAAAAAGCCCUUUUGCGUGAGCUGAAAGACGUUUUACACAGCGCGGUAGGGCCGCUUCCAGCUUCAGACACGAGUAAUACCUCCGUCACCGCCACAACGUCCGCAGACGAGACCCAAGCCACUGCUGGGUGGAACUCGGUGACCGACAUUCACAAUCUCAAAGAGGCCGUGCGCCAGAUCCACGAGCAGAGCCUGAGAUUCGCCGGGCUUCAGGAGGAGCUGAUGCGCACUCGUCGCGAAGUGAUGCAGCUGCGGCGCUCCACGACCGGGCCGUCAGAAGAUGGUCUCGGCGCGCAGCAGCUGCAGUACGUGCGCUCCGUCGUGGUGCGACUCUUCUGCUCGCUGAGCGAUGUUCAUGUGGCGCGGCACCUGCUACCUGUUCUCAGCACACUACUCAAGUUCACAGAUGAGGAUCUCAAGGCAAUCACCAAGGCCAUGCUGUAA